AUGGCCGCUACUAGUAGUAAAGCCCGCAUCUGGACCGCCACUAGACUAUGGAUUGCAGCUGCCCUGAUACGUGGUCAGGACCUAACCACCUCUCCAGUUCGACACUGUCAUCAGCAACUAUCAUCAUCUUCAGGAGUCAAGGAUGAAUUAGAUCUACUAGAUAGUGUAUUAAAGGCACCAGUUCGAUCAUCUGUUAUGGCUGGCCCGCUGCCACAGCUUGUUAGCAAAAUCUCAACAGAUCUACUCAACUUGCACCUCUACGAUGCUGAAGCUAGUGCCACUGACGCAGCACCAUCUACGAAUCCAGAACAAGAGGAGAACGCACCUGUGACGCUAGAUCAAUUCAAUAAGGUCAUACGAUGGAAUGCAUCUGAGAAACGAGUCAAGCAAGCUGAAGCAGCCUUCAAACUCAUAUCAGAAGCAGGUUUCAAACCAGAUCUAGAUUCACACCUGUAUCUCGCAUCAGCAUAUGCACGAGUCGGGAUGCUCGAAGCCACACGUCUCCAAAUCGUAAAGGCCGAACAAGCAGGAUACCUGCCAGAUGUUCGUGCAUAUGGAAUUCUGAUUAACGCAUAUGUAAAUCGUGGGAAAUUGGCCGAGGCGUUUGGUGUAUACGAGUAUAUGAAGGAUUAUAAGAUUGGGCCUACACAGGAGAUAUUCACGUCGCUUAUCAAGGGCUGUAUACGUGCAAAGGACAUGGAUCGAGCAUGGAAGACAUACGAGCAUAUGAGAAUGAAUGUCGCUCCACCGGAUGUAUACACGUACUCGUUAAUGAUUCACGCUUGCUCGAAAACCAAGGACGCCGAACGGGCGCUGGAUUUAUUAGCUGAUAUGACUGAACGUGGAAUACGACCAAACGCCUAUACCUUUAAUUCACUCAUCGCUGCGUGUGGAUCACGGGCUGAUUACUGGCCACAAGCAUUAGAGUUAUUAGAACGUAUGAUUGUGGAAGGGUUUAUACCACAACUCAUUACAUAUAAAAUAUUGCUAAAGGGUGCUGCACUGCAUGGUGAUGUACGACGAGCACGAUCUGUAUGGAAUGAUAUGGUUACGAGAGCUGCUGUAGAUGCUGCUUAUCGACCUGACGAGGCAUGUGUAGUUAGUAUGAUGCAUGCUUUUGCUCAAGGUGUAAUGGUUUGGAAUGCUACAGGUGCCAAGUUCCUCAAAGCAGCAGCAUCUGACUCUGUAGAUAACAAUUCAUCAUCAACGGAUACCCACUCGAACGGCUUAAAUGACAUUGUAGAUGAAGAAGGUGAAACCAUUGAUACCAACUCCACUGACUCCCAUACAGAAACCACAGCCCUAGCACCACUUGAUGAUACCAAUUCAGAAUAUCCCAUAUUCCGUCGUACGGAAUGGAAUACCAACGCAUGUUUUGAAGAUACAAAACAGAUGUGGCAGUGGGUUGCAUCACAAGCUCCAGCUCCCAUCAUCGUACAAGGUGCUGAUAUGCAUAUUGCGGAGGCUACCAGCAGCAGCAGUAGUAAUUAUGUUAAACAUCUGCUUGAAGAGCCAGCAUCGCCGCUCUCGGAUACGAAUGAGGAUGGUGUUUUGUCGAGCACCGAUCUUCAACUAUCCAAUACGCCAGAAUCCUCCCAAGAUCCCAACGCCGCCUCACCACACACCCCAAUGCCCAUCACGCUCCCACUCCUCGACGCCUAUCUCGGUGUCUUCUGCAAACGACCAUCAUAUAGCAAAUCCGCCGAGCACGCUCUCGACAUCUACAACACCGAAUACGCUCGCUGGGGUAUAUCGCCUGGCUCGUAUACAUACCAAUCCAUGCUUCGACUCGUUACCAAAGCAUCCAAAGUGUCCAAAGAGCAGCGUUUGGAUGUGUGGAAACAGUAUAUGGCGUGGGAUGAGGUGCUAGAGGAUAAGCUGAGUUUGAGAGUGUUGGAUAAGAUUGAGAAGGAGGCGAUUAGAGUUAAGGAGGGAAGAGGAAGGGAGACUAUGUUUCAGGCUUUUGUGUUGAUGAUUCAAGGUUAUGCUCGUGCUAACGAACUCCAAGAAGGCCUCAUCACACUCAAAGAAUCCAAAACCUUCCGACCACACGUCCCCAACUAUCUGCCCCAAAUCCACUUCAAAUCAGUAUGGAAUCUAGUCGAACGCAUCCGUAACGAGGCUGAAAUCAACGCCAACUGGGAUUUAGCCAAACAGUUGCUUGAAGUAUGUCCACAGCUGGACGACAAGGAUAAAGCUACACGAGCUGUAUUGAGUAUGCUGAGACAGAAGUUUAGAGGGACGCCAGUGAUGAAGAGUUUUGAGUUGGUGUCGACGCCGGAUUUAAGGGCUAUAUCAAUUGAUAAGAGUAAGAGUAAGAGUCGGAAGAGGGUUAACAGGAAGUAG
This is a messenger RNA of Synchytrium microbalum, 2346 nucleotides long. RefSeq lists its product as uncharacterized. The coding region runs from base 1 to 2346 and encodes 781 amino acids. The record is from RefSeq and is a predicted model, not a curated record. Gene Ontology annotation, molecular function: protein binding. The transcript has 4 exons. NCBI's taxonomy places the organism in Eukaryota, Fungi, Chytridiomycota, Chytridiomycetes, Synchytriales, Synchytriaceae.